CUUGUUACGUGUACUUCUGUUCCGCAGACUGAUCCAGCUGCAUGAUUCGGAGCCUGUCAGAUAGAAUCUGCCACUACCAUGUCGACACGCGGCAGACUCAUUGUAGUUGAAGGCCUUGAUCGCUCUGGAAAGUCCAGUCAGUGCCAACGCCUCUUCGAGCAAUUCCAGUCGCAAGGUCUGAAGGUCCGCUAUGUCAAGUUUCCGGAUCGAGCCACGCCCACGGGCCAGAUGAUCAAUAGCUAUUUAACUGGCGAAGCUCAACAGGAUGACCAUUCUAUCCACUUGAUCUUCAGUGCCAACAGGUGGGAAGCGAUCAAAUCUAUUUCGUUUGACCUUCUGUCCGGUGUCAACGUGAUAGUCGACCGAUAUUCUUUUUCUGGAGCCGUCUAUUCGGCGGCGAAACAGAACCCGGACCUCUCAAUUGAAUGGGCGUGGUCGCCCGAAAUCGGCCUCUUGAAGCCUGAUUUGCUGUUCUUUUUGGAUAUCUCUUCUGCUGACGCUGCCAAACGGGGAGGCUAUGGCGCCGAGCGGUACGAGAAAGAAGAAAUGCAAUCUCGUGUCCGAACCUUGUUCAAGGAAUUGUUCGCCAGACUCGAUGGAGUCGCCAUUUAUCAGGUUGACGCUGGAAGAACGAUGGACGCCGUCGCCGCCGAAAUCCUGUCAAUUGUUCAAGGAUCGACCGUGGAAGAUGGUCUUGUGUCUGGCGGCCUGCAGAAGCUGGGUCCACUGCUCGACAAGAGGUCCUGAGAAACGGGGAUUGUACUGAACGUAGGGUUGAGAUGGUUAUCCUUCAUCUUCGCUAUCUUCAAUGACUAUUUGGAGUCUCCUAGUGCCAUCUGCGCCAGCGGAAGGCCUAACCGUCAGCCCACUCGACGCAUUGGACGCCACGCUUGUGAAGGAAUCUGCGGAUGCAAGGGACAUCCUGUCUUCCUCAUCACCAUCGCCAAGGCUCAGCUCAGCCUCCUCAUCCACUACUCUUUUUGCGAGAUUCGUCGGCUAGACAUCUAACAUGGGACAUGCUCUGACAGUUGUGCGUGUGACAAAUGACGAAGAUGCUCUUACGGAGAUCGAUCGUCUCUGCACAUACAGAACAAUUCCGAGUAUCAUCUUCAUCGAGAAGAAAUCGACUCUUUUCAAAGACGCCUUUCAGCCGGGCGUAUGUUGAAUCGACGCCUUCAACACCGCCCUUCCCGAUCAAAUCAGCCUUUCUCUUCCUCUGAUUCGGCCGAGGCUGAGCAGAGGUGAACUCCACCUCUUCCGGCUGUUGGGGCUUCGGUUCUGCCGGGUCAAAGUGCACACUGAUUCCCGGUCUGAUUUGAGUAUCGACGCGUCCGCACCAGGUUGACCACGAACGGUACACAUCCUCACUGAAGAAGCGGACUUCAAGUGGCCAUUUGGAGAAAUAGGGCGCUCGCAGCAGCAGGUGGAGAUUUGAUAACUUGUCAAUCAAAGAAGUUCUGGGCCGCCCUGGUCGUUUGGUGACUUUCCCCGUCCUAGAGGUCUUGGUUCGGGUGGUGGCAAAGGAGAGGCGCUGCUCUGGGGAAAUAUGGCGUGUUAAAUGUGCAUUGUGCCAUGCCCACUCAAACUGCAAAGCUGCAAUGUUGGAGGGGAACCCGGCGACGAUACAGGCCAUUUCCCAGGGACGAAGACUUGCCCGAGAAGUGCGCACGGCCCCGCCUUGGACUCGACCAUUGUGCUGAGCCAGCCGACGUGCUGGGUCUGGUGAGGAACCGAUGUAGAGGCUAGAGUGCCGCACGGUGGAGCGGAGGAGAUAGCAGCAGUAAAACGCGGGAAUGGGCUUGAUAUCCAUCUUCGACUUGAAUCACUUGGAGACCAGGUCGACCUGCCGUAAAUCCAGGCGGGACGCUUGGGGCAUUUAGCAAAGGUAGCAAAGAUACCGCGCCUAGUGACUCGUGAUUGGUGGCAGCCAGUCGUCGGCCAGUCCCAUCAACAAACAAG
Messenger RNA from Cladophialophora immunda, 1959 nucleotides. Its product is annotated as thymidylate kinase. Gene Ontology annotation, molecular function: dTMP kinase activity; ATP binding. Gene Ontology annotation, biological process: dUDP biosynthetic process; dTDP biosynthetic process; dTTP biosynthetic process. The transcript has 3 exons. Gene Ontology annotation, cellular component: cytoplasm; nucleus; cytosol. Bases 79 to 747 code for a protein of 222 amino acids. The record is from RefSeq and is a predicted model, not a curated record. Lineage: Eukaryota; Fungi; Ascomycota; Eurotiomycetes; Chaetothyriales; Herpotrichiellaceae.